AUGCAUUCCCUCACCAUUAAUCUCACCCUCGCUCUUUUCUCCCUCCUCACUCCCACAAUCCACGCGCAAAACUUCACCACUUUCCACGAUUACCUCUCCACCUACAUCCCGAACUGCAUCCUCGAUUGCACAAUCUCGGCCGCAGAGCGCGACACGGAGUGCGGUUCAGGAUCCGUGUCGAGCACCGACGCCGACGACAUCGACUGCCUGUGCGAUGCGUUCUGGCAUACAAACGGCCGCUUCGUGAGACACUUUUCAGAGUCCAUGGCGCGGUGUGUAACGGAUGCGAGGUGCUCGCUUGAUGAGCUGGAGGAUGUUGCGAGGGUUGAUCCGUGGACGCUUUUUGAUGGCGUGGAUGGGUUGUGUGGGGGUCGGCAUGGGCAUGAUCAUGAUCACGAUGAUGAUAGCAACAAUAGCAAUGAUGAUGAGACGAGCAACAGUAACAGCAACAACAGCAACAGCAGCAGCAAUAGCGAUGAUACACAGGACUCGAGCAGUGAUACUGCGAACGAUACCAGUGACAGCAGCACCAGUAGUAGCAGCAACAGUGGGGAUGAUGACAAUGGUGCAGCUUCUAUCGCCUCUCGUUCCAUCACUGCCCUGGCCGCUGGCGCUCUGGUGGUGCUUGCUGCCUUCUGA
Molecule: messenger RNA, 639 nt
Organism: Aspergillus calidoustus
Lineage: Eukaryota; Fungi; Ascomycota; Eurotiomycetes; Eurotiales; Aspergillaceae
Source: the annotation of a GenBank genome assembly